Eleginops maclovinus (Patagonian blennie) is the source of this 4846-nucleotide messenger RNA. Its product is annotated as un-named hu7912. Gene Ontology annotation, cellular component: plasma membrane; apical junction complex. The transcript is spliced from 2 exons. NCBI's taxonomy places the organism in Eukaryota, Metazoa, Chordata, Actinopteri, Perciformes, Eleginopidae. Bases 268 to 3465 code for a protein of 1065 amino acids. Gene Ontology annotation, biological process: cell-cell junction organization. The record is from RefSeq and is a predicted model, not a curated record.
CCUCCUCCAGUCCUCCAUCACACACAAACACACGUACACACACGCAAAACCAAGAGUGCGAGAGCAUCGUUGGUGAAGACAACAUGUAAGGCAGGAUGAGGGACGAGUGCUUUGCUCCGGAAGACCCACAGCAGGUGCAGUAGUAGAGAAGCUGCUCCUCUGAGGGAACAAGCUCCACCAUGUCCACCGCAUCCGAUCUGCUCACUGGCGAGGAGGUUGUGUUGAUCUUGAAUCACACCGAAAGGAAGACAUUGAGGUUACUUUAAGAUGACAAGAACACAUCCCCCUGAUAUACUGGCAUCGACUCUAUAUCAGGACUUCUCUAAUCCCAUCACCAACCAGAACAUUUCUCUCCACUCUUCCCAGCAAUGUGACUUGAAGAUGAUCGACAAACCAGAAAUCAUUAACAAAAGACACUGCCGCAGCUUUGACUUCAUUGAGUCACUGGAUGACCCACAGUCUCUCUCUUCAUCAAUGGAGUACCCUUACAAGAGGACUGAGGAUCAGACAUUAAAUAAAGAUCUAAUGUGGAAUGGAAUAGAUCAACCGGGAUACCUUCGCUUUUCGUCUCCUGAUCUGUUCAACACCAGGCAGUUCCAGCAGCAAACCAGCCAGGACAAAACAAGCAACCUUACAUGUUUGGACUCUAAAAAGAAAACAAGAUCUAGAAGUGCUCCUAGAAUUAAGUCCACCCUCACUCCUGUGCCCAUCUCAGUUUCUCCUCCAGGAAACAGGAAGGGGAGGGAUGUGUCCCAAGCUGCUUCAGAUACCUUGAGGACUUCUGAAACACAUCGAGAAUCCUACUCUUCAAAUAAGGCUUUUUUGAAUGAGGUGCACCCUAUCAAACUGCAGCCUCAGUCUCCUCUUUAUGUCUCAGACUGUUUUGAUGAGAAUAAACCAGAUAAACCAGCUAUAACCCCUCAUGUCAGGUGCCGUGUGGACAUUAAACCGGAUGCUGCUGUACUGCAGCAUACAUCUAGGCAGAUUCCCAAUGCACGGACUGAUCAUCCUUGGCAGAGAUACUCCCAGGCCAGUAGCAGUAGAGGUUUGUAUGUUCCUCGACAGAUUGUCUCCUCUCCAACGCCCACUCCUAGCGAAUGCUACAGUGGAGAUUUUAGACAAGGAUACCACUAUACCACCAGUAUGUCUCCCAUCUCAUACCAGCAUCUAGACAUGCAAAGAAUGCCUUCACCAACAGCACCAUAUCUCAGUCAGGAACAAAGAGCUUACUCAAAUCCUAAUAUACCGACUAAGUUCUUCUAUACAGAGGACCCUGUUCGUUAUCCUGUCCAUCCCUACUCUAGAGCAUACUUUCAGGAUGACCGGUCCAGUCUAACCAGCCAUGGUAGUACAAUGACUAGCCAGUAUGAUCCAAGGACUCGAUGGGUGCACACCCUUCCUGUCAGGUCCUAUUUCACAGAAAACUUUUCUAACAGAGAGCCAGCACACUCUGUAUAUAGUAGGCCUUACUCCACAAGUGAGGCAGGAUCAUACUUUUCUCAAACUCCACUGUCUAGAUCUUACUAUGGAGAGGACAGCCGGUUCAAUCCCUACCAUAUGAGUAACUCAAGGUUGUUUUAUUCAAAACCAUGCUCCCCCGAGGAGCAGUACUAUCCAUCAAGGCCAUACCAUACAGAGGGUCGUCGUCGCCCGAGAAUGUCGCAGGCCUUUUCAGAUGACUGGUAUCGCUCAAGUAUAUCUGGAUACUCUAACCAGUCCUCUCAGCUCACACCACCAAGAGUAAGGCAAGACCCCAGUAUACCUCCGUGGUUUACUAACAGCUGUUUGGAGACAAAUAAACUAGGCGCAGAGGUCAGAAACCACUCAAAAUCUUGGGACAAUAUUCUAUAUCCAAGGCACGAAAGGGAGCAAUCAGUACCACGUGGACGAAGCUAUGAAAACUUGUUUCAUCAAGCGAAACAAGCCGCAUCCUUUGAUGUUACAUCUCAGCCUGUUAUUCUUAACCUCUCAAGUUCACCAAGGCGCUAUGCUGCCCUUUCGCUCUCUGAAAGCUCAUUAGAAAGGGGUUCAAGCAAUCCGUGGAGGAAUACCAAGAGCGGGCACUGGUUUGUAACGCCUGAGAUCACCAUAACAGAUAAUGACAUAUCUGCAGGCAACAGAAAGCGGCGAGAUGUGCACACUGUCAGCUGGGAUAUGUUGGACGGUGAAAAGAAACCAUCUCAGAGAGUAUUGCCUCCUCAGCAGCCACAAAAUACACCGGACAUAACCAAAGAGAGGAAACACAACAACUUCUCCCUCCAGCAGAGUCUAGAGCAACUGGACGAACUCUUGGCUGAUUUGGUGAUUGAUUACAAACCACCAACUAGCAGAAGAUCAAGCGUUGACCUUUUAGACCAGCUGAAACAACUAAUUACUGAAGAUGACGACAAAGACAGAGAAUCUUCGGGUAUUGAAAACUACAACACACAACUCCCGUCCUCCAAAUCCAGUCCAGACACAAUCAAGGACCCUGAUAGUGGAUGUGAUGCUUUCCAAAGGAGUGCAGAAGAAUGUUCUCCAGACCAUAGCACAGACGAAGAUGACACUAUGGUGUGUGCUAACAAAAAGUGCAACCGGGUCGAGAGUAUGUUCAAUGCCUGCUUGUACUUCAAAUCAUGUCACAGUUGCUAUACAUUUUACUGUUCACGAAACUGUCGCAGGGAUGACUGGGAGUCCCAUAAAGAGACCUGUCUGUAUGGCCGGGUAACCAGUGUGUGCCGACACUCUCUUAAGUUCUGCAGAGAGAAUUCAGAGAUCCACAAAGCCUUCUCUCGCGUUGCUAAAGCUGGCUACCUGUCCAGGGGGAGAGGAGUUCUCUUUCUGGGUUUUGCUAAUCCAGAGACUGCUGACAACUUCCUCCAAGUUGGGCUUGAGAGCCUUCUCAUGUCUCCCACAUACCUAUCUCUCAGAGAGCUGGAUGGCUUUAAAGACAACCUAGGCGAAUACUGCAAGGAACUGCAACAGGCAGGUAAUGAGUAUGACCCCAAUGAAUGUUUCCUUCUGAAUGUAUCUGUAGCUGUUGGUGAACUAGUGCCUAACAGACCUUCACCAAGGGUCCAAGCACCAACAGUUCGAAAAUAUGCAAAGGUGUCGCUGGCCUCCUCAAGCCCUGACAAAAAGGUACUCAGGAAGGAUAGUGAAAUGGAAACCCUCAUCCUCACUCCGCCUCCAGGCACACCGGACAUUGACAAAGAAGGGGAGAAGGGGAGGAAAGCCAGAGAGGUGUGCUUUGUCAACAUUCAGCGGGAGCUCAGGACGAGAGGAGUCUUCCUACGACACGAGUAUCCCAAAAUCUAUAAUCAGCUGUGUGAGUUUGUAGAGAGCAACAAAAGGUUCACUCCAACUACGAUUUACCCAAUAGAUCGGAGAACAGGUAAACAGUUUAUGUGCAUGAUCAUGGCUGCGUCCGAGCCAAGAACACUGGACUGGGUGGGUACCCCUCACCUCUUGGAUGAUAUUAUAUAGUAGAGCACUAAACAGUAAUGAUAAUGAUGUCAGCAACUGUACAUGCUGUAAAUAUAUGGUGUGGUUUAGCAAAAUGAACAUUGAUAUGGGAAAAUGUUUAAAUAGUAUGUGACCAAUCUCUCUUUCUGUCUCUCUCUUCUCUUAUUUCUCUCUGUCCACACACACACACACACACACACACACACACACACACACACACACACACACACACACACACACACACACACACACACACACACACACACACACACACACACACACACACACACACACAAAGGCCAAUAUGCUCUCACUCUUAAAGGUUGCACUAUGUUGUUUUUGGCUUGUUUUGAUCCUGUUGCACUCAGAUGAGUUAAUAGCCUGCAUGUAGACUAGGCAAGUUAUCCAGGUGUUUAAGAUUUGAACAUGUAUGUUCUGUGCAGUUUCAACAGACAAUGUAUGAAGAACACGAUAUUUAUGAAGUACACAUCUCAAUGCCAACACCGUAUAGUAUUCACAGCCUGUAACAUUCAUCCAUUAUUGAUUUCUCCAACAAAUGUUAUAUAAGAAAUUAAUAUUAUAUCUUGUUACAGUGGUUGUAAUAUUACAACUGUAUUAUUACGUAUUUUUUCCUGAGUACACUAUAGUUAUGUGGAAAUGUUUUAUUAUUGCCAUAUUCAUUAUUGUUUGAUAGAAUAUGAAGUACAAUCAAACCAACUAUUUGUUUCCCACUUCAAUAAUAAUUUAAGUUGGAACUUAUAUCAUCUUGUGGUAAGACUUGAUGUCAUUCUUGUAUAAAUUGCUUUGUUUGAAAGUGGCCUUCAGUCGAAAAAAAAUUGCAUUUGACACAAGGCAAUGUAUGUAAUGAUUUAGCUAUUUCUUAAUGUUUGGGAGAUCUUGACUUAUUUGAAAUACCAUUGUAAAUGAACAAUUAUUUUGCUCAAAGCAUGUUAUUUUUAUUCAGGUAUUUUAAUAUGGAUAUUGCUUAUAAUAAAAUGUAUAAUGUUAAAGAGAAACUGUUGAUGCUUAGAAAUAUAAGAGGUAUAUUAUAUAUAUUGAAUAUUAGAAAAUUUGAACAUCAUGAUCUUGAGACCUUAUUGUAACUAAUACACCAGUUCUUAAACAAUAUGCAAUAAAAGAGCAACCUUAACAUAUAUAUUGUAAAAUGCUAUUUUAUUAUUAAUAUUAAAUAAUUCCCUGGAGCCAAGAGCUGCAAAGACUUUGUUUGCACUAAAACAUACAUUAUAAAAGAAGAAUGUUCAUAACACAGCUGCAGCACUGAACCCAGAUAUGAUGUUAUGCCUGCUUCCAUUGCCGUUGUUGACUAAUCUAAGGUUGCUCUUUUACUUGAUUAUAUAUAUCUUUGUGCAAGACCUUCUGGAACUUUCUAUUUUGUGAUGUU